AUGAGGAAUGUGGCGAUGUCUUCCAUUCUUAAUUUUGAUUUCAAAGAUUAUGGAGUUGUGAUUCACUCAAGCGAUGCAUAUUCCACUCCCAUGAAUCUGAUUUUUGGUGGGACAAUAAAAAAGAGUUUGGGACAAGGGAAGAAGAAGAAAACUCAGCAGCCACAACAACCACAAGUUGAAAUCGAGAAUGAAGUUGAAGCAGAGGAUGAAGUUGAAGCCUAG
Messenger RNA from Ilex paraguariensis (yerba mate), 222 nucleotides. The record is from the annotation of a GenBank genome assembly. NCBI's taxonomy places the organism in Eukaryota, Viridiplantae, Streptophyta, Magnoliopsida, Aquifoliales, Aquifoliaceae.